CAAUUAAUCUCAAAAGUUAAAUAACUGUGAGAAAGAUCGGAUGGCACAUAUGUGAAAGUCAUAAUUUCGUUUGCACAUGAAUUUUCACUUAACAUAUUUCUUAAAUUAAUUAUAAAUUAUAUUAGUAUAAAAAUGAGUGGAAAUACAGUGAAAAACCAGUAUUUAGCUGCUGCGUGUGUAAAUAUUGCAUCAAUAUCUUAUGGAGCUUUCUGUGGUUGGCCCUCAGCCGGUUUUCUCACACUUCUUUCAAAAACUGACACUCCCUUUAAGCAAGGACCAAUGACAAAUGAGGAAGCGUCAUGGGUAGGAGCGAUGUUAUGUGCUGGAGGUUUUGUCGGAAGUCUUCUUUUCUCCUGGAUUGCAGAGCAAUGUGGAAAGAAAACAGGACUGCUUUUAAGUGCAUUGCCUUCAUUGCUUUGUUGGCUUCUCAUUCCCUUUGCAACGAAUGUAAACUAUUUACUAGCAUCAAGAUUCUUUGGAGGAGUUGCAGGUGGUGCAACAUUUUCAUUAGUUCCGGUUUAUGUUACUGAAAUAACAGAAGUUCGAGUUCGUGGAACUAUUGGAUCAUUUUUAGUUCUAUCAUGCAAUUUUGGUAUCCUUAUAGCAUUUGUUUUGGGAAAUUUUCUAUCGUACAAGGCUGUUCCUUUGAUAUUGGCUUCAUUAUCAGUGAUGUUUUUAAUUAGUGUUAUUUUCUUGCCCGAAACACCACAACAUUUGAUGAAAUCAAAUAAUUAUGAGGGAGCUGAAAAAUCAUUACGAUACUUUCGAAACUAUGGAGAAAAAUCGAAGGAACUAAAUGAACUGCUAAAAGAAGAGUUGGAAAAACUUAAUGAGAGUUUUAUGGAAAAUAAAAAAGUUGAAUCAACUCAUGAUAGUGGUCCAUUAGAAUUAAGAGAUUUCACUAAUCCCAUAGCACGGAAAGCUUUUACGAUUGGGAUCGCACUGAUGGCAUUAAAUCAGUUUUGUGGAUGCUUUGCUAUGCUCAAUUACACUGCAACUAUUUUCAAACAAGCUGGGUCUAGCUUAUCACCCAAAACGUCCGCUAUCAUCGUUGGUUUUAUACAGUUGAUUGGUUCUUACAUAUCAACUAUGCUUGUGGAACGAGCUGGAAGAAAGGUUCUGCUUGCAACUUCAGCAAUUGGAACUGGUUUUGGAUUAUGCUCGCUGGGACUUUAUUCAUAUCUCAGUGAAAAUGGUUAUCAAAUGGAAGGUUUGAAUUGGAUUCCAAUUGCAAGUUUUUCUGUUGCUGUGUGUGUGGGGUCAAUGGGAGUAUUGACCCUUCCAUUUUUGGUUGUUUCCGAAAUAAUGCCCCCGAAAAUUCGCAAUAUUGGUUCUAUGAUUUGUAUGGAAGUCUUAUGGAUUUUUGCUUUUCUCGUACUCAAAUACCUUCCUUUGAUGACACUUUCUCUGGGGAUGCAUGGAACUAUGUAUGUUUUUGCUUGUUGCUGUUUUGCAGGAGCGAUAUUUGUAAUUUUAUUUGUACCUGAAACAAAAGGCAAGAGUAUUGAAACAAUUAUGAAAAUGCUUGAAUAGAUUUUUGUUGUAGUUUUUAAAUGUAAUUCAAAAAAGAGAUUUGAUUAUGCAUAAUAAAAGUUUUUUGUCAUAUUUU
Eupeodes corollae is the source of this 1609-nucleotide messenger RNA. Its product is annotated as facilitated trehalose transporter Tret1. NCBI's taxonomy places the organism in Eukaryota, Metazoa, Arthropoda, Insecta, Diptera, Syrphidae. Gene Ontology annotation, molecular function: sugar transmembrane transporter activity. The record is from RefSeq and is a predicted model, not a curated record. Gene Ontology annotation, biological process: carbohydrate transport; transmembrane transport. The transcript has 8 exons. Bases 133 to 1533 code for a protein of 466 amino acids. Gene Ontology annotation, cellular component: membrane.